Molecule: messenger RNA, 375 nt
Organism: Penicillium mononematosum
Lineage: Eukaryota; Fungi; Ascomycota; Eurotiomycetes; Eurotiales; Aspergillaceae
Exons: 1
Coding region: 1-375 (124 amino acids)
Source: RefSeq, a predicted model, not a curated record
AUGAAGCCAGGAAAUCAACCUAGCCGAAUUCUGGCUAGCCCGCUGAACCCGGACCUCCAGCGUGCGCAGACUCCGGAUCCCGAGCCAGCUCUCCAUAUUCCCCAUCACACUGCCAAGCGCGAUUCUAUCCUCAAACAACUGUUUCGUCCAAUCGGCUCGCUUGGUAGCAAGCACGCCACACAGCAUAUCGCUAUGUCCACCGAAAUACUUCGAUCCGGAAUGCAUGACGAUAUCCGCGCCCCAGAGGAACGGAUCCUGCAAACCAGGCGGUGCAAACGUACUAUCGACAAUGAGGAAUGCGCCGCGGGAAUGGGCUUUGCGCGCGUGUUCCUCGAUGCUGAACGCCGUGCCCAGCGGGUUGACGGGCGUCUCUAG